Molecule: messenger RNA, 4407 nt
Organism: Nothobranchius furzeri (turquoise killifish)
Lineage: Eukaryota; Metazoa; Chordata; Actinopteri; Cyprinodontiformes; Nothobranchiidae
Gene: hip1rb
Product: huntingtin interacting protein 1 related b
Biological process (GO): clathrin coat assembly; actin filament organization; endocytosis
Cellular component (GO): actin cortical patch; clathrin-coated vesicle
Molecular function (GO): phosphatidylinositol-3,4-bisphosphate binding; actin filament binding; clathrin light chain binding
Source: RefSeq, a predicted model, not a curated record
UUCCUCUUCCCUUCAGUCGCGGCGCAUCAGCAGUAAUGAGGCUGCAGCUCGGAGAUGUACUUGACCCACUCAACACGGAGUCUAGUUAGAACAGCCAGCAGCAGUUUGGACCUUUCUUGUGUUUGUCGGAGAUUAGUAAUCAUCACUGAAGCCGUCGGUACCGCCUGAUAGGAUGAACACCAUUCACACGCGCGUGAAAAGCAAGCGGACCGAGGCGCACCUCGGAGCGGAGAGGGAUAAUUUUGACAAGCAGCAGCUCAGCAGCAUCAGCAAAGCCAUAAACUCCACAGAAACGCCCGUGAAGGAGAAACAUGCACGCCGAAUCAUCCUGGGGACACACAGGGAGAAGGGAGCCUACACCUUCUGGUCCUACGCCCAGGGCUUUCCUCUGGCCAGCAGCUCCAUCCUGGGCUGGAAGUUCUGUCACGUACUGCACAAAAUCCUGAGAGAUGGACAUCAUAAUGUGCUACAAGACUGCAUGAGACAUCACAGUUCUCUGGUUGAAGUUGGAAAACUAUGGGGUCAGAUCCAUGACAAAUAUGGACAGCUGGUGGUUCUGUACACCAAGCUGCUCUGCAAAAAACUGGAGUUUCAUUCAAAGCAUGCAGAAAUCCCCCCAAACCUGGAGGUCACAGAUGAAGUCCUCGAGCGAACUGCAGGUUCAGACGUUAGUAAUGUGUUCCAGCUCACAGUGGAGGUGUUUGAUUACAUGGACACAGAGCUGCGACUGGCCGAGACAGUGUUGCGGCAAUUGAACUCGUCCAUUGCCGUUAGCAGUCUUACAUCAGGUCAGUGCCGCCUGGCUCCCCUCAUCCAGGUCAUUCAAGACUCCAGCCAGCUCUACCACUUCACAGUCAAGCUGCUGUUCAAGCUGCAUGCCUGUCUCCCUGCUGAUACCCUACAAGGUCAUCGCGAUCGUUUCCGCGAGCAGUUCAACAGUCUUAAGAACUUCUUUAACAGAACCAGAGAGAUGGUGUUCUUUAAGAGACUGAUCCAGAUUCCCAGGCUGCCUGAUUCUCCGCCUAACUUCCUGCACGCAGCCUCCCUGGCCAAACACGUCAAGCCGGUGGUGGUCAUCCCUGAUGAUGACGAACCAGAACAAGAUGAAGAUGAUGAACCAGAGCCGCUCGUUGAAGUCAGUCACACCUCAGCAUCUAAUGUUCAGACACAGCCACAGCAAAUGGACAUAUUCGAUCAGACAUUUGGACCUCCAAAUGGCGGCUUUGAUGAAAGGGAUCUGCAGAUCGAGUGCCUGAAGACGGAGCUUGAAAUGUUGAGAGCGGACCUGGAGAGGAUGAAAUCAGAGGCUCAACGCUAUGUCACGCAGCUCAAAUCCCAAAUCAACAGUUUGGAGGCCGAAUUGGAUGAGCAGCGCGUGCAGAAACAGCGUGCUCUUGUGGAAAACGAGCAGCUGCGCAUGGAGCUGGACACAACGCACCUUCGAAUUGCAGAACACGAGAGCUUACAGAUCACCUUCAUCGAGGCGGAGAAAAAGGCUCAGGCCACCGAGCAGCGUUACAACAAGCUGAAAGAGAAGCACACCGAACUGGUGGCCAGCCACGCUGAGCUGCUCCGCAGGAGUGCAGACACUGUGAAGAUGCUGUCGGUAACCCAGCAGACCCAGGAGGAAGUGGAGAGGACCAAACACCAGCUGUCCUUUGAGGUGGAACGGAUCAAACAGGAGUCAGAGAUGAAGUUAGAAGAGCAGAGGUUUGAGGUGGAGCGAGUGAGAAGAGAGCUGCAGGAGAAGAUGGCAGAAGUGAUGCAUAUCAAAGCAAAUCUGCAAAGCAGUGAAAAGACGUCGGAGCAAAUGAGCAGCUCAAUGACAGCUCUGCAAGCGGAGAAGGAGCGUCUGAUGCGAUCUGUGAGUGAGAAGGAGGCGGAGCUGUCGUCUCUGCGGCAGGCGUCGCAGCUGCAGCAGUCGUCACUUCAGCAGGAGCGAGAGAGGAGCAGCAGGGAGCUGGGAGAGCUGCAGGGCAAGCUGAAGGAGAAGACGAGCCAAGAAGAGCAGAUGAAGAAGAAGCUUCUGGAAGAGCAGUUUGCUUUGCUGCAGGGAGCCAUAGCAGAAGCUGAAAACAUCAUCCAGGAUGCUGCUGCCAAGCUGGAUGAUCCUCUCCACAUACGCUGCACCAGCUCUCCGGAUUACCUCAUAAACCGGGCAGAGGCCACGCUGAGCUCCAUCGACAAAGUGAAAAAGGGCCAUGCAGAUUAUCUGCAUAACAUGUUUGAUGCUGGAGGACUGCUGAGAGCUCUGACCCAGUUCUCUCACUUGGCUGCGGACACAAUCGUUAACGGCAGCGCUACCGCACACAUGGCACCCACUGAUCACGCAGAUAGACUGACGGAAAAUUGCAGAAGCUGUGCCACACAGAGUCUUGAUUACCUGAAGGAUUUGAAGUCCAAGGACACCCUCCAGAAGGCAGAUCCAGCUUCUGUUCGCAUAAUCGUACAGAAGAUCCUGCAUUUGGGUCAGGAGCUGCGGCCUAAAGGAAUGGACAUCCGUCAGGAGGAGCUGGGCGAUCUAGUCGAUAAGGAAAUGGCAGCAACAUCAGCAGCUAUUGAAGAGGCAGUUCGUAGAAUUGACGAAAUGAUGAAUCAGGCACGAAAGGAUACAUCUGGAGUUAAACUGGAGGUCAAUGAAAGGAUUCUUUUUAGCUGCACAGAUCUGAUGAAGGCUAUUCGCAUGCUCAUCAUCGCAUCCACGGACCUGCAGAAGGAGAUUGUCGAGGGCGGGAGGGGUGCAGCCAGCAUUAAGGAGUUUUACGCUCGAAACUCUCGUUGGACCGAGGGACUCAUCUCUGCUGCCAAGGCUGUGGGAUGGGGAGCCUCAGAGUUGGUAGACUCUGCUGAUAAGGUGGUGCUGCACAUGGGUAAAUAUGAGGAGUUGAUCGUCUGCUCUCAUGAAAUCGCUGCAAGCACGGCUCAGCUGGUGGCUGCCUCAAAGGUCAAAGCGGAUCGCAAUAGCACAAAGCUGACCGUUCUCCAGCAGGCCUCUCGCCUUGUCAACGAGAUGGCAGCUAAUGUGGUGGCUUCCACAAAGACGGGCCAGGAGAACCUGGAUGACAAAGAAACCAUGGAUUUCUCUGGGAUGUCUCUGAUUAAGUUGAAAAAAGAAGAGAUGGAGUCACAAGUGAAGGUGCUAGAACUGGAAACUCAACUGGAGAACGAGCGCCUCCGUUUGGGUGAGCUGAGGAAGAAGCAUUAUGAUUUGGCUGGAGUUCCUUCAGUGCAGGUUUCUGAGGGGAACGAGGAAACCUCCUCGCUAUUCCGUUCUGCAACCAUGUCACCCAAGCCUAUCAAACCUGCUCCCAUGAGGAAACCUCCACUGGCUCAAAAACCCGGCAUCCCACCAAAGCGUUGAAGUAAAAAAGGAGCAAAGGCCGAGAAUAUCCGACUACGAGAUGCCUGGAUUGCAAGUUUCUUGUAGUUGCAUGUCGACAGUUUUGUGUUGUCAAAUUUCUUAUUGUUUUCGUAAUUGGUCCUUUUUAUUUUUGCCAAAAUGGCUCAGAAGCCAGGUGUUGUUGUUUUUUUUUACCCUUUAUGCCUACAGGGGUACAUCUUUACCCCUUUGACUUUUUCUACAUAACGCAUUAUAUACAUAUAUUUAAAUUUUAAUAUUUAACAUUAAGAACACACUUUUUUCCAUUUCAGACUAAUUUUAAAUUAUUUUCUGCAUUAAAGAACUACUACUAGUUUCUCUUUUUUAGAAUACAAACUUUAACAUUGACCAGAAUCCAAUAACCUAUGUUGUACUUGGUGGUGAACAGCUAGAUUUGAUCAUGUUUAAUCCAGCCUUUUUGCACACCAUUUUGAACGUUCAUUGUUGAGCACAUCACACUUUUUAAUGAAAACUGCUGUAUUGCUGUUUCAUGAUUUGAGGGUGGGAAAGGAAACUGGGGAAUCACUUUGUGUGUCCGUGUUGCUGCAGAAGUUUGACAUACCUCUAGCUUUGCCUUCAUGUGCAAAUAGCUUUCUUAAGAUUGUCUUUGAGGCCUUGAAAUAUACUUUACAAAUGCAUUAAAUAAUACUUGUAAAGAUAUGCAGUCUGUAUAAGAAGGUGCAAUUAAUUCUACAUUUAUCUCUUGAAUGUCCCUUUACAAAACAAUAGUUAAUGCCUAUAUGUAGAUGUAAUGCUUGCAGACAAAGUAUAUUGGAUGUAGGUGUACUUAUCAAAUGCUUCUUUUUAGGCAAAUAUAAAAAUGUUGGGUUAGUUAAUAUACAACAUCAAGAUGUCCAUUGCCACUGGAAGCCUUUCUUACGGAGUCCUAAAAUUUUUAUGUUCUGUCCUUUCCUCUGUUUGAAAUGUCUUUCUACUCUCAGAACUGUUAAUAUAUUUUAGUAAAGAUGUUGGUGGCUUUCCCUUGUAAGAAGUGUAAAUGUCAUACAAAUAAUAAAUGUUUGAUUUUA